UAUGGCGAGAAUGCCUGGCAGCGGGCAUCACUGCUGUGGCGACGACACGACCCCGGCGUCCGGGCAAAGCGAACGGGACUUAGAGGACGCAGAGGAAGGAGAGAUUCAGGAGAUCCAGAUCACAGUGGACGAGGGUGAAGAGUGCGAGGAUGAAGAAGCCGAGUUGGAACCCAAGAACUGUGAGAGCGGGGAAGCGGUCCUCAUGCGGAAUACAGACCAGCAGCGCGGGGGGCACGAGAUGCACAUGGAUCCUCUGGACCCUGAUGCUGAUGAGGGAGAGACGAGGCAUCUGUCUGUGUCAGAGCGCUCGCGUCUGAGCGAGAACACGCGCUUGGCCACGCGUUACGCGGUGCGGAUCUUCCGCGAGUAUUUGAGCGAGACUGAACAGAGUACGAACUUCGAGUGCAUGGACAAGCACGGGCUGUGCAAAGUCCUGCGCGCGUUCUACUCCGAGGCGCGCUCCAAGAGCGGCCAGUUGUACAGCAAGUCGUCGUUGAUCAGCAUACGCAGUUCCCUCAACCGGUAUCUAAACGAGCCGCCCUUCUGCCGCACGCUCGACCUGACCAAGGACCCGGAGCUGCGCAGUGCCAACCUGGCGCUCGCUGCUGUCAUCCGCCGCCUGGAGGAGCAGGGCGCCGGACCCGUGGUCCAGAAGCAGGCGAUCACGCGCGCCGACCUGCGCAGGCUCUACGCGUCUGCCGCGUUCAGCGCGCGCUCCCCGUUCGGACUACUCAACAAAGUGUGGUUCGAGACAUGCAUGUACUUCUGCACGCGCGGCCGAGAGAACCAGCGCGAGCUCGAGGAGGACUCUUUCGGACUCGCCACGGACGAGGACGGGAGAAGGUUCGUCUACUUCAAAGCGCUCGGGCCGUACCACAAGUCCCGCUCUUCAUCCUGGAGCAGGAAAAGAUCAGACACGGAUGAAGAAAACCUCCCGCGCAUGUACGAAACCGGCACGGAGUUUUGCCCUUACGCAAGCUUUGUGAAGUACCUGUCAAAGCGCAACCCCGCGUGCAGGGCUUUUUUCCAGCGCCCGCGCGACCACUGCAGCGAACACGACACGACUUGGUACGAGAAUAAAGCUGUGGGUAAAAACCUGCUGGGCACGAGGAUGCAGAUGCUCUCUCGCGCGGCAAAGCUCUCCAAGACCUACACCAACCACUGCAUCGGCGCCGUCUCCAUAGCAACGCUCAACAGCGUCGCCGGCAUCGGCUCGAAAUUGGCGCCGCUACAUGUUGCACCGGAAAUGGUCAACGGAAGCCAGCGGCCACGUCGCGACACCGAGGACUCGCCGGACAUCGAGACGCGUAAAAUGUGCAAACGUCCGCAAACGGAGAUGUAUUCCGCGCACGCGCCGGGACCGGGAUAUUCACCGAAAAGACUUUGCGUGCGCGCUGUUGUUGCAGAGGGGGCAAACCCUCCGGUACCGAUUAAAGUCAGCGCGGAUUCCGCGGCCCCGGUCGCCCCAGCUGCGCUCGAGCACAAAGGAGAAGCUGCACUGGUGAUGACUGCGCAGGAGCAUCACAGCAGCGUGGCCAUGUCGACUCGGCCUCGUUUGGCACAGUCGCCAGCCUCCCCUGUGGGUACAGCUGGCAUCCCCACACCGGCCCAGCUGACCAAGGCCAACGCGCCAGUGCACAUCGAUGUGGGAGGGCAGAUGUACACCAGUAGUCUCGCUACGCUCACUAAAUACCCAGAAUCUCGGAUUGGACGUUUGUUUGAUGGCACGGAGCCCAUAGUGCUCGACAGCCUAAAGCAGCAUUAUUUCAUCGAUCGGGAUGGUCAUAUGUUCCGCUACAUUCUCAAUUUCCUCAGGACGUCCAAGCUACUCAUCCCAGAUGACUUCAAGGACUAUUGUCUGCUGUAUGAAGAAGCACAGUAUUUCCAGCUGCAGCCACUGCAGGCAGAGCUUGAGCGCUGGCGGUCGGAGCGAGACUCAGGGUGUGUGUCACGGCCGUGUGAGUGUGUGGUGGUGCGCGUGGCUCCCGAAUUGGGGGAAAGGAUCACACUGAGUGGAGACAAGUCUCUCAUCGAGGACAUUUUCCCUGAGAUCGGAGAUGUCAUGUGCAACUCAGUAAACGCAGGAUGGAACCAUGACUCCACUUAUAUCAUCCGGUUCCCUCUUAAUGGAUACUGUCAGCUCAACUCUGUACAAGUUCUGGAGCGGCUCCAGCAGAAGGGAUUUGAUAUCGCUGCUUCAUGUGGAGGUGGUGUGGACUCGUCUCAGUUCAGCGAGUACAUUCUGCGGAGAGAGGUCAAGCAAGUUCGAAGCAGGGUCCUGACUUCAGUCAUUCAAAUCAAACAAGAGCCAUUGGACUAGGAAAAAAUAUCUUUUUUUAAAAAACAAAAUAAAAUUAAAAAAUAUUAAUAAUAAUAAAAAAAACAAGGCCACAUCCUUUGAAGUAUAUAUAAUGUGUCAAGUCAUACUGGGAUAUUGCAGAAUGAAAGAACACAUUUCUAAAGUAAAAACUACCUUUAUUUCUCUGUAUAAUCCCCUGCUACACCAAUGCCCUCAUCCCAGCGCUUCAUUAGUACUUGAAUACCAUCGAGGUAGAAAGUUCUCAUGAUUCCACUGCCUGCUUCACUUCUGAAAUACUGGCCUCCCAGGAACUCCUUAAAUGGCACAGAAAUGUAAAAAUGGUUGAGAGCCAGGACUUUAUGGCAAUAGCUUCCAGCUGAGUUCCUGUAAUGUGCAAGUGGUGUUGGUGAAUGAUUUUGUGUGCAGUUUUCACAAAAAGUUGCGUCUGUUCUGCAAUUUGGUGACAAACUAUCCAUCGAUUCAAAGACCAGGUGUUCUACUCCCGGAAUGACUGCACUGUCCUCCGAGCCACCUUAGCUGGGAUCAAAGAUGUACGGUCAUCUUUAAAAUGUUUGCACUAUUUAAAUUAUUUACUGAAUUUACAAGUCUCAUCACAGUACUGUGCUUAAAGUCUUUUGUAAACAUCAAUCCGUUUAAUACCUUCAAUCAUGAGAAAGUCCCAGUUUGACUUGAACACUUUUACAAUAUUCAGCCUUUCAAUGCAAAAAAAAAAAAAAAAUGAUUUGUGAUUUCACAAUACAACAAGGCAAAGGUUUGUUUUAAAACCUUUUUACUUGUAUUUACCAAAUUUGACUUGAAGAGAUUCAUCAGAAGAGGUAAAAUCAAAAUCACUCCCAUUAGGCCCAGACAAAAAAUCUCUAAACUGUUUUUUUAAACAAUAAUAUUAUCAGA
Messenger RNA from Clarias gariepinus (North African catfish), 3211 nucleotides. RefSeq names its product potassium channel tetramerization domain containing 1 (gene kctd1). NCBI's taxonomy places the organism in Eukaryota, Metazoa, Chordata, Actinopteri, Siluriformes, Clariidae. The transcript has 5 exons. The coding region runs from base 2 to 2320 and encodes 772 amino acids. The record is from RefSeq and is a predicted model, not a curated record. Gene Ontology annotation, biological process: protein homooligomerization. Gene Ontology annotation, molecular function: protein binding.